This is a messenger RNA of Eruca vesicaria subsp. sativa (arugula), 885 nucleotides long. The record is from the annotation of a GenBank genome assembly. NCBI's taxonomy places the organism in Eukaryota, Viridiplantae, Streptophyta, Magnoliopsida, Brassicales, Brassicaceae.
AUGGCGCUCUCGAAUACUAUCUUCUCUGCUACUCAUCCUCGUCCUUCUCCCGCGAUCAGCCGUCAAACUCGUUUUCCCGCUCAAAUUUCACCUCCAGAUCUAUCGCUUGCUUUCUUCGGUGAUCGCCGCAAGUUCGCCGAAGGUGUAAUGCCUUUAUUGACGAUGAGUAUAAGAAACCGUGUAUAUGCUUCGAUUAACAGCACUGAUGCCUCCACUCCUUCUUAUCCGAAAUCGGAAGAUGAUGAGGACUUUGUUCCAAUGCCAAUGGUUUUGAUAGACCAGGAUGCUGACCCUGAAGCCACUAUUGUACAGCUCAGUUUUGGAGAUCGUCUUGGGGCUCUCAUUGACACCAUGAGGGCACUGAAAGAUUUGGGAUUGGAUGUAAUAAAAGGAACUGUCACAACUAAAGGAUCCGUUAAACAGACAAGGUUUUCGAUAACAAAACAAGACAGUGGUCGGAAAGUGGAAGAUCCUGACUUGUUGGAACAAAUUCGGUUAACAAUCAUCAACAAUCUCUUAAAAUAUCAUCCGGAAUGUAGCGAACAACUUGCAAUGGGUGAGACAUUUGGAAUAAAGGGUCCAGAAAAGAAGGUUGAUGUUGAUAUCGCGACUCACAUACAUGUGAAGGAAGACGGACCAAAGAGGAGCCUGCUUUGCAUAGAGACAGCGGACAGGCCAGGUCUGGUUGUAGAGAUGAUAAAAGUGAUGGCUGAUAUCAACAUAGACGUGGAAUCCGCAGAGAUAGACACAGAAGGACUGGUUGCGAAAGACAAGUUUCAUGUAAGCUACCAAGGGCAAGCACUAAACAGUUCUUUGUCAAAGGAGCUGGUGAACUGUCUGCGUUACUUCCUAAGAAGGCCUGAAACGGAUGUCGACAGCUAUUAA